AUGGCCCACGGGCGCGCCUGGGCCGCGGGCGCGGCGGUGUCCGGCUGCCUCUACGUCUGCGGGGGGGCCGGCGACGGCGCCGCCCCCCUGCGCAGCGUCGAGCGCUUCGACGCCGCGGCCGGGCGCUGGGAGCGGAUGCCCGACAUGCGCGAGCCGCGCGUGCUGGGCCGGCUCUGCGUGUGCGGGGGCAUGAACCCGUGCACGGCCUCAGCGGAGUGGUUGGACCCCGCAACCGGCGCCUGGGAGGCGCUGCCCCCCAUGCGGCAGGCGCGGGCCGGCGCCGCGGCCGCCGUGUUCUGCGGGGUCAACCUCGACACCUCAGAGAGCCUCGGCCACCACGGCUCCUGGCGGCCCGAGCCGCCCAUGGCGAGGCGGCGCUUCCGCGCGGCGGCCGCGGCGGCGGCCGGGGGCCUGUACGCCUGCGGCGGGGAGAGUGUCCGCGGCGUGGAGCCCACGGUGGAGGUGCUGCUCCCGGGAGCCUGCCGCUGGGAGGCCGCUCCGGGCAUGCGCCUGCGGCGCAUGGGGUCGUUCGCAGCGGCGGUGGCGGGCUGCCUGUGGGUCGGCGGCGGCAGCUCCUGCGGCAGCGGGCGCGCCCUGGACCUGGAGCCCGAGGGCAGCUCCGAGCGGCUGGACCUCGAGCUGGGCGACGGCGACGAGGCCGCCUGGGAGCUCGUGACCGCCGCGGGCGCCUCCGCCGCCAGGCGCGGCGACGUGUGG
Prorocentrum cordatum is the source of this 717-nucleotide messenger RNA. The record is from the annotation of a GenBank genome assembly. NCBI's taxonomy places the organism in Eukaryota, Dinophyceae, Prorocentrales, Prorocentraceae.